Molecule: messenger RNA, 726 nt
Organism: Aspergillus neoniger CBS 115656
Lineage: Eukaryota; Fungi; Ascomycota; Eurotiomycetes; Eurotiales; Aspergillaceae
Product: putative GNAT family acetyltransferase
Exons: 3
Coding region: 1-726 (241 amino acids)
Source: RefSeq, a predicted model, not a curated record
AUGACCUCAACCGUGCUGAAAUUUUCCCUCGAGAUUGCCAAAGAAGAUGACUUUCUCGAGCUCAUAACCGCACAGUGGAAAACGUUUGACAAUCCCCCGCAGGGCAUUUUUCGCCUCUUCUUCCCCAUCGAAGAUGGCGAUUGGGAGAAGAGCCUGCAGAGAAGUAUCCAGGACCAGCGCACGUCAUUCAUCAAGGAGCAGCCGACCGUCAAGUGGAUCAAGGUCAUGGAUGUAGAGACGGAACGGAUCGCGGCCGCUGCCAAAUGGUAUUUUUUCGACAAUGCCAGCGCUAAAGCCAAAUACCCACCGGUCGAGGUUGAUUGGUAUCCCAAAGGGGUGAUCAGGAACUUUGUGACUCAGGCCGUGCAGCAAUAUGAGCAGCCACGGCAUGAUAUGGGCCAAGGGCCACAUGCAUGCAAACCGGAGUAUCAAAAGCAAGGUCUCGGUAGUAAGUGGAUGGAAUGGGGGCUGGCAGAGGCGGACCGAUUGGGGCUGGAGACCAGACUGGAUGCUACUGAUUCGGGCGUACCUCUGCACGAAAAGUACAACUUUCAGGUAGCCAAGGUGCAUGAAUUGAGGCCGGCAAUGCCCGCGAGCCUGACGAGGAGUGAGAUGCGGGAAUGGAAACGCUGCGAAGAGGAAUUUCUACCCAUUCGCACCACUGUGAUGGUGCGCUUCCCAGGUGGAGUUCCCGCUGCAAGCAUGGAGGUUCAAGGAAGUCAGUAA